AUGCCAGAGAACAUAUCCGUCCAGGAGAUAGCCAAACACAAUAUUCCCGAAGAUCUGUGGAUAGUAGUCGACGACAAUGUCUACGACCUGACGGAAUUCGCCCCGGAGCAUCCAGGUGGAGCAGCCAUAAUCCACCGCUACGCAGGCCGUGAUGCCUCGACGGCAUACAAUGAAAUCCACGCCCCAUCUCUCAUCAAAAGUUCUCUCGACGCCUCAAACCAUAUUGGCACACUCGACACCUCAUCCAUAACAGAUACCUGGGCCAUACCCCCACCAUCAACCACCACCUCCUUCUCCCGAGACUCGAAACCACCUCUCGACACCCUAAUAACUACACACGAUUUCGUAUCCGUCGCACGCAAGACACUGACGUCGAAGACAUGGGCAUUCUACUCAUCUGCAGCCACGGACCUACAAACGAAAGCUAGGAAUAAUUCUGCAUAUGCAGACAUCGGGCUCAGGCCGCGGAUACUGGUCAAUGUCAAGGAUGUCGAUACAAGGACCCGCAUGCUGGGCCAGGACAUGAGCGUGCCUAUAUUCUGUUCGCCUGCUGCGAUGGCAAAGAUGGUACAUCCCGAAGGCGAGAAGGGAAUAGCUCGUGGGUGCAAGAAAGUAGGGAUCCCACAAUGUAUAUCCACGGCCGCCUCGUUUCCUAUAAACGAGAUCUUCGAAUCUGUCAGUGGCGAGGGUGGCUAUGGCAAGUUUGAGGGCGAUGGAAAAUUGCCAAUCUUCUUCCAGCUAUAUGUUGAUAAGCAGCGGGAAAAGAGCGAGAAGUUGUUGAGAGAUGCGGAGCGCUUGGGAGUCAAAGCGAUUUUCGUUACUGUUGAUGCGCCGGUUCCGGGGAAAAGAGAGGCGGAUGAGAGGGUCAAGGCUGAUGAGAGGAUAUCGACGCCGAUGAGUGGUGUGAAAGCAAAGAAUGAUGCGAAGGGUGGUGCAUUGGGGAGGAUCAUGGGCUCGUAUAUUGAUUCGUCGCUGUCGUGGAACGAUAUCCCUUGGCUGAGGAAAUCAACGAGUCUGCCAAUUGUUUUGAAGGGCGUGCAGACUUUCAUGGAUGUGAAGAAGGCGGCGCAUAUUGGUAUUGAGGGAGUUCUGCUCAGUAAUCAUGGUGGGAGGAGUUUAGAUACUGCGCCUCCACCGAUAUUGCUACUUCUGGAACUGCAGAAGAACUGUCCGGAGAUAUUUGAUAAAUUAGAAGUUUUUGUCGAUGGCGGGGUAAUGCGGGGUACGGAUAUUUUCAAAGCACUGUGUCUUGGUGCAAAGAGUGUAGGUAUCGGACGCGGCUUUCUGUAUGCGCUGAAUUAUGGGAGUGGGGGUGUGGAGAAAUACGUCGAGAGUGAGUUUUUCACCUACUUACGUAUGGAUUGA
Molecule: messenger RNA, 1365 nt
Organism: Cadophora gregata
Lineage: Eukaryota; Fungi; Ascomycota; Leotiomycetes; Helotiales; Ploettnerulaceae
Exons: 2
Coding region: 1-1365 (454 amino acids)
Molecular function (GO): oxidoreductase activity
Source: RefSeq, a predicted model, not a curated record